AUGCCCAAAUCCAAGAAUUAUAACCCCGAAUUUGACACGAUAAUACUUCAAGAAAUUGUAGUGCCCUCUCCAUAUUCUUCAAAUGACAGAAAUGUUGACAAUACCUUGAAAAUAUUCAACCAAUCGAAUGAGAUCGCCAGGAUAGCAAAGCCAAAAAUAUCGCCAAACUGCUUUAAUUUAUACAAACAUGCUUUUGCCCGAGCCCUAGCUGAAAAAAAUAUUCAUCGUCCUGCAAAAGUAAUUGCGAAAAUGGCAUCAAAAAAAUGGGAAACUGAAUCUCAUGCGCUCAAACGAGAUUAUGAACAAAAGGCUAACGAAAUCAGCAGAAACAUGCCAAAAUAUGCGGACGCAUCAUCUUCAUUAAAAAAGGAAUCUAAAAAGGAGCUAAAAUGGCGCAAUUAUGAUUACGCUGAUAUCGCACGUUUAUCCUCCAAGAAAAGCUCAUCCUCUAAUCAAAAUUGUGAGUUAAUAAAUACAAGUAACGAUAACACAGAACAAAGCUCUUCUACACAACAAAGUUUCUCGAAAUCUUUUCUAUUAACGGAUAAAAUUCCUUCAAUAAAUAUACGGCAAGAACCUGUUCUAUCAACAUUUAAGUCAGCAGAAACUGAUCUCGUAUAUUUCGAUGAAGGACUCUUAAUGCAAGAAUCAGCAGAAACUGAUCUCAUACAUUUCGAUGAAGAACUCUUAACGCAAGAAUCAGCAGAAACUGAUCUCAUACAUUUCGAUAUCUCGAGUAAUUCAUUUUAUUACAUCAAUGCAAAACUCUUCAGAAUAUUAAAAUAUGGAUACGGUUAUAACUUUAUGCUAAAUUAUUUACCUAAUUAG
Molecule: messenger RNA, 828 nt
Organism: Ambispora leptoticha
Lineage: Eukaryota; Fungi; Glomeromycota; Glomeromycetes; Archaeosporales; Ambisporaceae
Source: the annotation of a GenBank genome assembly